Verruconis gallopava is the source of this 4586-nucleotide messenger RNA. RefSeq lists its product as hypothetical. The transcript has 2 exons. The record is from RefSeq and is a predicted model, not a curated record. NCBI's taxonomy places the organism in Eukaryota, Fungi, Ascomycota, Dothideomycetes, Venturiales, Sympoventuriaceae. Gene Ontology annotation, biological process: regulation of glycogen biosynthetic process. Gene Ontology annotation, molecular function: protein phosphatase 1 binding; glycogen binding. The coding region runs from base 1181 to 3007 and encodes 608 amino acids. Gene Ontology annotation, cellular component: protein phosphatase type 1 complex.
AGAAGAAGAAGAAGAAGAAGAAGGAAGAAGAAAAGUCAUCACAGCCAGGCUAGAGCCGGCAAAGCCAUUACGGGCCUCAGCAGCAGCAGCAGCAGCAGCAGCAGCGUACGGCCCCGUGCUCUUGUUGGGGUGCAUGGUCGUUCCCGCUCACACCAGACGUCAAAAGGCCCGCAGCAGCAGCAGCCUCGCUACAGCACAGAUUUCGCAUCGGCCCAUCCUGGAACGCUACAGACAAGACCUUUAGGGCCGGCCGUGCAUCAGCCCACCACAAGGUGCAGAUUGGCCUAGGCCGCGUUUAUCAAAGCAUCGCACGCAUCGACAUCCCAGCCCCAGGACGCGACCCCUGUCCAGCCCACGCCUGGCCGGCUCCCGCCUGCUCGCUGCGACUCGACCUCCAGAGCCAGCGCGCCCGCUGCUCGCACGCCGUCCCACUCUCGUCUCCCCCCCCAACCCAAUCACAUCCCGGCCGCCGCUCACCUUCGUUCUUCUGCUUCGUCUUCCCACCUCUUUUCUCCGCCUCCCAACAUCUUUGCUCUUCCUCCUCCUCAUCCUCCUCCUCCACCCCAAUUGCCUGUGCCCCCCCUCCCAGAUCGAGGAGUGAUUUACAGAGGGCUUCUGCACCGUUGGCGAGCAGAGAGGAAACCUUUCGCCGCCGUUGUCUCGCACUGCGUCUUAUUUCAUUUCCUAUCUUUUCGCGUUUCUCGGCCGGGCUUAACGCAGCUCGUCCCGCACACGCGUCCUGCAUCUGCUGCUCCAAGCAGGUCCCCUCGACAUCCGCCCUUCGACCUUCGUCUUCCCCGGAUCCCACCGGAUCGCGCCUGCUCUGCUCCUCUUUGUCCGUCCAAGCAUUGCUUUCGACGGUGCGUGGCCUGAGCAAUUGCUUUGCUUGUCUCUGGCCUUUGGACGCCACCUCGUCGCCCAAUCAUAGAGUCGAAGCGCACGCACACGACGACACCUUCUCGAACCGUUCGCCGGCAGUGAACCUUUCGAUCGUCUCUUUUAUAUUUCUGCCCUAUCAAACAGCGGGUCUUCGUUAUCGUCGCCCAUCCGUCGUCGAAUCACAUUCACGACGCCUGCCCUGUAUUCUCUAGAUCUCCCUUCGACUUGAACAUUCUUCUAAUGCAACGCUGCUUUUCACGUACCUAGACCCUCUUCUCCUCUACACGCUCUCGGAGAAGGAAUGCCUUACACGCCACCCACGCGGUCGCCUGCAUCUUCCAAUGCGAACAGCCCUAUCCUCAGCAGGAACCACUCGUAUGAGGGCCCGUUCGAUUCUUCUCACCGUCCCGGCCUGCCGAGAUCAAGGUCUGCCGCAUACAUCCAGAAGCACAGACGGUCGCCGUCGAUAGCGGAACAUCAGCCCGCUCCCGUCACCGCCACCAUCCACGGAUCAACUUCAGCCAUAGACCAUGGCUUGCACAUGCACUCUCCGGCUCGGGCGCAGAAUGGCAACCUCUCCUCGCGACCGCACGCGGUAGAGCAAGUGUCGGCGGAGGCUCCCACGACUUCGCCGGGUGACUCGUCUCUCACUUCUGAGGACGACGAGGAGCGCGGCCGUGGCAAGCAGAUCCAAGACCUGGCCGACUCGCUGAAAAACAUCGUCUUGGUCAAACGCACGGGCUCGCCGGAUCACGAAAAGAAAAGUGACGCUUCAGCUCUGUCGAAGACGGGAGCUGAGGCGAAUGGCACCAUCAGUCCUGCUCUGACGCCAUCCGCGCGAAAGAUCGCUCACUCUCGGUCGUCGAGUGAGAUCCAGCUGUCGAAGCUCGCCGACGUUCCGUCGCAGGCCGCUUCCUCCGACAGCGAAGAGGAUGAGUUGCACAUCAAACCUCCCAUGGUCCGCAAGAAGUCCGGCGAGCUUGUGAAGCCGGCCCUUCGCCCCCCUUCGCGACGAAGGCCGUCCAGCAUGCCUGGGACGCCGACAUUCUCCAAAGCCGUGCAUUUCAACGAAGACAUCGAGCAGGUUCGACAUUUCUUGCAGGUCGAUCGACCGUCGGCCGUCAGCGCUGGCUCAUCUCCUGUGGAGACGUACGACAGCGAGACGGAAUACCCUUUCAGUGGUGGCUACAAGUCCAGCGUGACCGAGUGGGAGAUUCGCUUGGCCAACUUUCCCAAGGACUCCCGUGAACGAGAGAUCGCUCCGGUCAGGAUCGAGCGGAUCUUCUUGGCUGCAGACCAGAAGAUGCUUGUGGGUGUCGUCGCGUGUGCUAACAUCGCGUUCGCCAAGCACGUCGUUGCUCGGUUCACAUUCGACUACUGGAAGACGACGUCCGAAGUGACGGCCGAAUUCAAUUACGACAUUCGGAAGAAGGAGUUCAACGACGGGUACGACCGGUUUAACUUCAACAUCAAACUAGCCGACCAGGCGAACCUCCAGAACAAGACGCUGUUCAUCUGCGUGAGGUACAAUGUGGCCGGUCAAGAAUACUGGGACAACAAUUGCAAUAUGAACUACCAGGUCGAUUUUGUCAAAAAGGUCGUGCCAAGAAAGGUGUCCACAUCUGCAGGUGCUGGCACGGCUGGAACCAUUCCACGUAGUCGGCACGCCCCACACUCUGCUCAACCACGCCCGCGGUCCUUCCCGUCGUCGAAUGACGACGACCUGGUGUCCUCGUUCGAGUUCGGUGCAGGUACCACGCUGCAGGAUCCUCUGAGCCGACGCUCUCGCGCACGCGGCGGUAGCAUCUACCCCACGCAGCAGAGGCGUGGCUCGCCUCAGACAGGAGGCGCGUUUGGUACCCGAUACGACUUCGGCGCUUCACUUUCUGCCGCGCUCACUCGUGCGCAGUCCCAGAUGGGCCAGUCGCACAACAGCCCCCUGGCUCGUGCAAAGUCGAGCGACGAAGUUUACAAGAUGUCCUCGCUGGCUCCGCGUACCGACGCUCCCGCUGUGCAGCCUGUUGAUGCUCCCAACCCGGCCAAGUUUUCGUCCGACCGCCCUGAGCUCGGCUCUCAGGAGUACCACGACCUGAUCCAAAAGUUCUGCUAUGUACGUCCCCUUCGAUAGGAUUGCCUCCGUCCCCAGGGAAAGCCCAAUACUAAUUCGUCGUUUCACAGUUUGGGUCGAAGACCGGUUCUCCCGGAGCAAACUCUCCAGAUGCUGCACCCAAGGCGCCUCAUGCUGUUCCGGCUGGUUCUUUCGCAACCAAAGAGCCACAGCCGCAACCAAUGAUCGACGGAACCCACUCUCUCACUGCCUCGGACUCAGACGAAAGCCCCCCCAACUCCGUAAGCUCUUCGGCGUCCAACAGUCCCCCGACUGAGCGCCUAGAGCGAAACCAGGUUGAUGGCGCCCACGACUCGAAUCGCACUUCUCGAUCGAGUACGCCGUCGUACCACAACACCACCUCUCCUCGGCUCAUUGCCCAGUAUCGUUCACCGUCACCUGCUCUGGUCGACUUGCCACAGCUGGUUUCCGCACUGUGAGAAGUCUAACUCCUCACACUGCUCAUGAAAGUGCAUCCACGCGUGCACAUGAAAUUCUGCACACGAGCGAAUGUUGUCACGACGCAUACGACCGCUUACGAGUUACUUGAAGAAUUGAGGGGGCGCUGGAAGGGCUUUCUGAGAUGAUUUGUUUUUUAUUCUGCGAGUAUGGCAGUUGACAAAACUCAAAUGUGUCGUUUUGGUGUGUGUGUAGCAUGACCAUUCAAAUCGGAGGGCUUCACUGCUUAAUCUGUUUGAACGCGCUAGUACACAUGACGAGACAUGGAGUUCUGUUGACGGCACGUACUCGGGAGAGAGGAAAAAAAAAUCAUCUUUGUGCCUUUCCUCCCAGCAUCUGAUUCUCGUCGCUCGUACGGGCUUAUCAAGUUGAUAUUUUUGAUUCAUUUUUCUUGACGCGCGAGAAGAGAUUUGGUUGAAAUGAGAAGGAACUACACAUCCGAGCAUUCUAGCAAAUGGUGGAUUAGCUAACCAAUGAGCUUCCACCGCCGCUCUUCGCUCUUCGAUUCAGACUGUUUGUAUUUGCGAAGCCAUUCCUACAUUGAGGUUUUUCAAUUUUCUUCUCCUGCUACGGGAUGGGCAAUUUGGCGUCGUCAACCCCGCUAGACAGGUCUUGUAAUUUGUUUUAUUUUUUUUUUCUCAGUCGCACCCUCCCCGCUCUUCCGCAGUCAUGGACUUCGACGAGGGAUUAUUGGGGGCAGCUACUUUCUGCUUUUUUCUAAAAGUGCUUUUAUGUUUGCUCUCUUUUUUUUUCAAGGCAACGGCGCAUUGUGGGACGGUGUUUUUUGGCGAACUUCAUCGAAACAUACAUUGGCAUGGCGUUGGAAGGAGUUUCUUGAGCGUUCUUGUGCUGGGGGGCUUUUCAUUUUUCAAAGUGAGUAGCCAUCUGCAUGUUUGUGUUUCCGCAUCUUUGCUUUCUGCUCUUGCUUUUCGCUGCGGGCCUGUCUUUACCAGUUGCACAUUUCGGGUUUCAUGGGAUUGAGGGAAUUUAAUGAUGUUUUUCUUUGCGAGCUUCUUUAUGGUGGAGGGGAGGAAAUCAAUGGGCAUUGCGGGAUAUAAGGAAACGCACCGAUUCGAAGGGUUCGGGUCGAGAAGCCUCACAUACAGCGGAAUCAAAUUGGACACAAAAAAACUUUAUCAAA